Molecule: messenger RNA, 537 nt
Organism: Scleropages formosus (Asian bonytongue)
Lineage: Eukaryota; Metazoa; Chordata; Actinopteri; Osteoglossiformes; Osteoglossidae
Product: interferon alpha-inducible protein 27-like protein 2
Exons: 4
Coding region: 130-417 (95 amino acids)
Biological process (GO): release of cytochrome c from mitochondria; intrinsic apoptotic signaling pathway
Cellular component (GO): mitochondrial membrane
Source: RefSeq, a predicted model, not a curated record
AGGCGGUGCGACGCAGCGGUCGGAGCGAGUCGCUUUACAUUUACCAUAAUUUACGUCUUCGGGGGAUCGUCACGCUGCAUUGAGGUUAAAGUGAAGCAAUAUCAGCUGUUCUCUUUUUCCGGGUGCAAAAUGGCUUUGAAAAUGGCUGUUCUAACAGGACUCGGCGCAGCUGCCAGUGUCACCGCUGUCCCCCUCGUGCUGGGGGCUGUUGGCUUCACUGCCGCCGGUGUGGCCGCAGGGUCCUAUGCAGCGGGGAUGAUGUCAGCGACCGCCGUGGCCAACGGGGGUGCGGUUGCUGCAGGGAGCGCGGUCGCUGUUCUCCAGAGCAUUGGUGCAGCCGGGUUGUCUGGGACUGCGUCUGCAGCUGUAGCCAGUCUUGGGGGAACAGCAGGCGCCCUGUUGGGCCUCAUCCUCUGAGGACAUCCAGCAAGUGUGGCAUUUGAUGGGCAAAGCGCCGGGCAAUUUUCUCCAGCAUUUCUGGAAUCUUCUCUCUGUAAACCUAACCAAAAUGAGCACAAAUAAACCAGCAUAGCUAUA